Molecule: messenger RNA, 984 nt
Organism: Cyclospora cayetanensis
Lineage: Eukaryota; Apicomplexa; Conoidasida; Eucoccidiorida; Eimeriidae
Exons: 5
Coding region: 1-984 (327 amino acids)
Source: RefSeq, a predicted model, not a curated record
AUGAAUGGCUUUAUCGAGCGCAUGGACGAGAGGCGCAGGCAGCGCACCCUAAGGGACGAAGCCGCUGCUAGCGGUGAAGCAGAGCUCAAGCAGCAGCAUAUUGAGGCGGUUGGGCAAGGGGGCCCACCUGUCCUCCGCUCAGACUCUUCGACAUUAAGCAACUCCUCAGACAGUACUUCCGCAUCCUUGCGGGAGAAGGCGAGAAGGUUGCAGCAAGAGGCCCUGCUCAACAGGGACCGGGCCACCUGUGUACGAGGGGCCCAACAGUCCUUCAGGUUAAAGGUUGCGGAGAUGCGAGAGCAAGAGGCCGCCAGGCUGCUGGCUAUGGCCGAAGCGGCAGACGAAGGAGUCAAUCAGGCGGGUUCGGUGGGACCCCUCUCUCCAGCAGGCAGCGAUGCGAACAUGACCUCAGCAAGGGGACCACUCAUGUCGGACAUAGCGUCUCUCCCGAAUAUGCAUAGCCCUAGAGGAGCCGAAGCUUUAAACGAAGGGCGUAUAGCUGAAUUGCUAGCUGCCGCAGCAGAACGAAGGGAUAAAGCAACCUGUGUGAAGGGUGGUAAGCAGCGGGCUCUGCUAGCCAUGGCUGAGCGACUCGAGUCUGAGGCUCAAGCUCUUGCUGAUGCAAUCCGGCAGAAGCAGCAGCAGAUGCAGGAACCGGAGAUGCAGCAGCAUGUCGCUGUCUUGGGUGCUCAGGCUGACCAAGCAUUAGCAGAGGAGGCAGCUAAGUUAAGAAAAGAGGCUCUGCUAUGCCGGGACAAGGCCCUAUGCUGUACCGGGGCGAAGCAGCGGCAGCUAAUAAGCCUCGCUGAGCUCAAGGAGCGCCGGGCUGCAGAUGCUAUCGCCCUUAUGUCAGAUCCGGGUUUGCAUUGUCAUCAGCGGGGGGAAGAACGCAACUUGCAGGUGCAGCAAACACCAAGGAGGGCGGCUGGAGAGCUGAGGGGCAGAGUGAACCCUCGAGGGGACUCGGGUAUCUUUGACUCAUGA